Molecule: messenger RNA, 763 nt
Organism: Ornithodoros turicata
Lineage: Eukaryota; Metazoa; Arthropoda; Arachnida; Ixodida; Argasidae
Product: kappaPI-actitoxin-Avd3d-like
Exons: 7
Coding region: 303-608 (101 amino acids)
Molecular function (GO): serine-type endopeptidase inhibitor activity
Source: RefSeq, a predicted model, not a curated record
UGUUUCCGAAAACGUCUGAAGGACGUCUGAGGCUGCUGCUCCAGGAGCGUUGGAGAUAUGUUGUAGAUGGAGAGGUCAUAGACGUGGCUGUGACACAGCGCUUGCACUCCUAGGCACACUUGUACUUGCUAUUUCCUGCAGCCGCUGUGGGAAGUUUUUAAACGACAGCAAGGCAUAGAAGACUACCAGUGCCGGCAACGAUUCCAGUCUGUGAAACGUUGAAAGUUGGACUUUCCCAUUAAGUCUCCGUUUCACCCUCGUCGUCUUUGCUAUUGUUCAGCCAGUGAAGAACAUCCCGAACAAUGAAGGUUGCUUUCGUUAUCCUGUUGAUCUUCGUCCUUUCAUGUACCGGAUAUGACGUCUGUCGCUUGAGAUACGAUCCAGGACCCUGCAAAAUGUACUUUCCCAGAUAUUAUUACGAUCUGGCUUCGAGAAGCUGCAGGCAGUUCAUUUACAGUGGUUGUUCAGGAAAGAGGAACAACUUCAGGACAUUGCAGGAAUGUUCGAAUGCCUGUAGAGGUGUCACCGCAAGGUCUCUUUCGGAUUCUGAACCUGUUCAACGUGAACACCGGAGCAUGAAGACACAGAGGCCUCGCCGUCCAGCUUGAGAACGUUGCGGAAGUAACCUGGAGCCAGGACGACAUACACUGAGGUGCCUGACGUCUCCUGCAUCGAUAAUGUAUUAAGAACAUAGCCCAGCUUGCUCUGACGUACAACGGUAAAGUAGUAGGACAUAAUAUCAAAUAAAACGUUUAAUCCAGCA